This is a messenger RNA of Ilyonectria robusta, 2434 nucleotides long. RefSeq names its product fungal-specific transcription factor domain-containing protein. The coding region runs from base 41 to 2194 and encodes 717 amino acids. The transcript has 6 exons. NCBI's taxonomy places the organism in Eukaryota, Fungi, Ascomycota, Sordariomycetes, Hypocreales, Nectriaceae. Gene Ontology annotation, molecular function: DNA binding; DNA-binding transcription factor activity, RNA polymerase II-specific; zinc ion binding. The record is from RefSeq and is a predicted model, not a curated record. Gene Ontology annotation, biological process: regulation of DNA-templated transcription; DNA-templated transcription.
GUCGCCUCCUGGGCAGCAUUGCUAACCACACUCAUCUACCAUGCAAGACGCCAGGGAAUCUCCGGAAAGACAGAGCGGCUACAGGAGGAAGCGCGUCGCAAAGGCCUGCCACACAUGCCGGUCAAUGAAGAGCAAGUGUGAUGGGAAGCGCCCCGAGUGUAGUCGGUGUAAGGGCUAUGGAUACAACUGCACCUACAGCGUGGGCCAGCCGCGCCGUGGGUAUGUCGCCGUUCAGGGACAGAGUGAGCUCCGAAAGGCAUUAGAAGAGUACGACGGACUGGUGGACCAUCUCAUUUCCAAACUGCAGUCACCAGAGGAACGGAAAAGCGCAUCAAGUACCGCCUCACGCAUAAAGUCACACGCCAAUGCGGCCUUGGCCAGCAUCGGUGCCUCCCUGCUGGGUCCACAGCCUCCGACGCGCAGCCCCAAGCCAGAAACUGCGUCACCGGGGUCCCAGAUUUACCGGAGUGAGAGAUAUCUGGGCGAAGUUAGCGACGUCCGAUUUUUCAACUUGGUGAAGCGGGUGCUCCAGACUCAAGAUGGGUCACCAGGAUCGGAAGAGGAGGUUGACAGCUACGAACAAGAUGAUGAUCUUGAGUCUGCCAACGCCGCAGCUUGUAGAGCCGUCAAACUGCCUAGCCCGGAAACCUUCAAAGACUUCGCUGACAUUUACUUUUCUACUAUACACCUUGCAUACCCUUUUAUUCCUCAGUCGAUGUUUAUGGCAUCGUACAAUGAAGCCCAGACUCCAUCCGGCAACCAGGCUUCUCUGGACACUACCCAACUCGCGCUCCUGUAUGCCAUUUGCGCCAUUGGUGCUUACUAUAACUCCUUUCUUGACAAUCAAACCGAAACGAACAAGCUCCAUGAGGUGUACUUUCUGCGAGCCUUGUCUUUAGCCCCACCACUCGGCAUAGAUCUGUCUAUCAACCACGUCUCGUUGCUGUUGGCUCAGUGUUUUUACCUCCUGGCAGUUUGCCGGACAGACAGCUGUUGGACAACUCUCGGCCAGGCUGUUCGUACAGCUCAAAGCAUCGGGCUGCAUGUAGAGCAUAAAGACUCCGAGAAGUACACCACUUCGGGGUCUAUAGGAGUUGAGAGGCGACGACGGGUCUGGUAUUCCAUAUAUGUUUUGGAUCGUUUGCUGUCCUUGCAGCUGGGACGGCCGCCUGCUAUUCAUGACGGAGACUGCUACGUCCCGCUGCCUUCCCGCCUAAGCGAUUGCGAUAUUGACUGGGAUGCUGGCGAGAUGCCAGUGGCUCCAGAAGGCCCCUCUUCAGGGGACUAUUUUUUGGCAGUCAUUUCAUUCUCACAUAUCGUCGGGUACGUCCUGCGAGAUCUAUACAGCCCCAAAACAGGCCACGGCACAAACGCGGACAUGUUCAACACGAAGGACCUCGACCGGCAGCUUAUACAAUGGAAAUUGCAGCUACCCCGGCCGCUGCGUUUCGACUUGGGCCAUGCUUUUGACAAGUCCCUUGCUUUCAGGCGACAGCGCAAUAUGCUAGCCGUGAAAUAUCACCACCUUAGGGCGCUCACGCAUAGGCCAUAUUUAUGCUACCCGCUUCUAAGGGACAUGGAUACGACGGAUGCCACGCUUGCACAGUCAAAUUGGCCGCUGGUGCGCUCGUAUGAAAAGAUAUGCAUUGCCGAAGCCCGAGAAAUGGCCCGUCUCCUCCACGGCAUCUCGAGCGAAAAAGAUCUGGUACACGAGUUUCCUUGGUGGCAAAUGAUCUCCUGCUUGAUCUGCGCGGGCUCCAUCCUACUUGUGUCCAGUAUUUUCAUCCAGCAAACAGAUGACGGAAUAGAUGAGUUCAACGCGGAAAGUCUCUCGGAUGAUGCAGAAACAUGCCUGAGGGUGUUCGAAGCCCUCGGCACAAACUCCACAGGCGCCAGAAUCGCGAGAGAUAUGAUGGAGAAAUUGAAGGAAUGCGGUCUCAUUUGGAAAAACGCUGCGGCCUCCUCCGGAACCUCCAAUCCCUUCUCUAGGAGGCAGGCAAUCUCUGCGUCUGAUGCACCACAGGGUACAGGAUCCGUGGCAGGACUGAUGCCUCCUGUGGACUUACUAAAUCUACACCUGCAAGGAUCUCUUGCGGAUUUCUCUAUGCCAACGCCUAGCAAUUGGCCAGCUGAGAUCAUCGACUCCAUGGCUUGGUCGGCGCAGUUUUUCGAAGCCAUUCAGCCUGAAGAGUAGCUGUAUAAUCUGUGGAUUGUAUGUUUAGCAAAAUGAACAGCGAAAUACUAGGGCCUUUGGGAUUAUUACCAUGCUUGGUACCCCCUUUUCAUCUUCGCAGUAAGGAUUUGGAUGGAGGAGAUUAUAUGCACAAGCCCGUUUUUGUUGUAGAGUUGUCAAGAGUGGUGAACCGCACUAGCCGGCAUCGUUCGGGACCGGCUUAGCCGGCGUACAUCGUAAGUAAGAGCCUGGAUAUCCGAU